Helobdella robusta is the source of this 636-nucleotide messenger RNA. RefSeq lists its product as hypothetical. The transcript has 4 exons. The record is from RefSeq and is a predicted model, not a curated record. Bases 1 to 636 code for a protein of 211 amino acids. Lineage: Eukaryota; Metazoa; Annelida; Clitellata; Rhynchobdellida; Glossiphoniidae.
AUGAAAUUAAUAGUUGAGAAUAAUGUUAUCAAUUCAGACAAGAUCCAUUACUAUAAAGUUGAUAGAAAAAACAGUGACGAUGACAACAACAACAACAACAACUACGUCAGAGAUGACAUCAAAAACAUUACCGAUGUUAACAACAACAUUAGUAACGACAGUAGCACGUCGUCUGCAAUCAGUAGGGACGACAACAACUUUCUUAACUACAAAAGCGUUUGCGAUAUUAACUUGAAUAGUUCGGUACACAACAACAACAACAACAACAACAACAACAACAACAUAAACAACAACGCAUUUGACUAUUACAACAAUGAUAGUAAUAACGGUUACAUUAAAAGUCAAAUUGACAACAACGACAUCAACAACAACAACAUCAACAACAACAUCAACAACUACAUCAACAACAACAUCAACAAUAACAUCAACAACUCUUUAGACACCAAGCCAAGGAGCGACAAAGGCAGUAACGAUUUCAAUAAACUUCGAAAUUCCUGCCGCAAUGACGCAGAUGGCACAAACGAUGGCGUUGAUGACGCUCAUGUGGCUUCUGCUAUUGCGGCUUCCGCUUCCGCUGCUGAAACUGUACAUGAAACUGAUAUAUUGACAAAAUGUGCCAAGCAACCCACGCUGUAA